AUGCUGGGCAUGGCGCGGACGCGGUCAUGGUUCGGGUCGAGCCUGCCGAGCUGCACCUACCCGCGGGAGCGGGCCUGCUGCGACGACGUCCAGCGCGAGGUCGUCUACAGCAGCGUCCACGACCCGCCGCGGCCGAGCACGCUCGUGGAGAACGUGCUGCUCGAGUCGACGCUGGACCGGCUCUUCCCACUGGACCCCAAGUCCGGCGCGCUCUGGUGCGACGAGACCUUCUGGUUCGACUCCGUCGAGGGCGACGAGGACGGGCCCGAGGACGACCGGCUCCUCGCGCCGGCGCCGCGCCUGAGCGCACCGGACCGGAACCGCCGCUCGCUGAAGGCGAAGCUCCAGGGCGAGUGGGUGCUCACGGCGGCCGACGUCGGCAACGACGGCGCGGCCCACAUGCGGCUCAACGGCCGGUCGUGGGUCGCGAUCAGGCUCGCGGCGUACGUCCUGGGCCGCAACGUCGGCCACCUGCGCCAGUACUUUGACGUGCACGGCGACCGCGUCACCGUGCGCCAGACGGGGCUGCCGAGCUUCACGACGCACCUGCGCGUCGACUGCGGCGACGCGCGCUACCCGCCGGAGCGCGCGGUCCUCACGUCGGGCUACGUGGCGCCGGGCACCCACGCCUGGGACGGCGCGACGCUCGCGACAACCAUCACGAAGCCCGACGCGUCCGGCGGCUUCGACGGCUUCUCCCGCGAGUUCCGCAGCGACAGCGAGUUCGUCUACUCCAACUUCGUGCUGGACGAGAACGAGAACCGCAAGCCCGUCGUCGUCCUCACCUUCACCCGCGCUGCCCGGGCUGUGACGAUGGGGCGUCGAGGCUCCGUGGGCCUGGUCCUGCUCGGGAUCCUCUACUACUUUCACGACGCCGUCAUCACCGUAUUGCCGAAACCUGUCGACGAUCUGCUGUUGCGCUGCCUCUAUCCCCGCGAGAAGGUCAACACAAACGCUGGCGACGUCCACCUGCCUCACAUCACCUACGCGCGGCCAAUCGCGCUCGAGGACGGCGAGGACCUGUCCGCGGCCUUCGACCCGCGGGGCUACCCGAAGCUGCUGCGCAACGUCGUCGCGCGGGACCAGGACGCCAUCGUCGCGUACCUGGCGGAGCGCAACGCGGGACGGACGAUGCGCAUGCUCGACUACACGGAGGCCAUCGAAUCCGGCGCGCCGCGGCGCCUCGCUUCCUGCAUGCGGAACAUUCCGGACGUCGUCGUCGGCUUCGACGAGUACGCGCGGGCGCACCUGUUCUCGAACGUGUCCCGCAACAGCUCCGCGCUGUACGCGGGCUUCGAGGCGAUCACGGACGCGGACGCCGUCGCGGAGGUCGUCGGCGUCGACAUCACGGAGCUCGGCGGCCGCGACUAUCGCCUGAACCAGCUCUUCACGUCGAACUUUGCGAACGGCACGGCGUCCGCGGCGCUGCACUGCGCGCCCAUCGACUCCGUCGUCGUGCAGCUCGUCGGGACGAAGACCUGGUACUUCGUGGCGCCCGACGACCUCAAGGACAUCCCGGCGACGCCCAUGCCCACGUUCUUCGCCUUCCCCCACACGGACGACGAGCUCCUCGCGCGCGUGCGGCACGUCCACGUCGUCAAGCAGCGGCCGGGCGACGUCCUCUACUUCGGCCCGUCGUGGUGCCACGCCGUCUGGACGGAGCCGGGGCCCAACGUCAUGUUCAACAUGCGCUACAACGCGCCCCACCUCGUCAAGGCCGGGCCGCGGUACCUGUUCUGGAAGGUCAUGGCGCGCAUCCUCAAAAACAACAUCCGCCAGAAGUCGGGCAUCAACCCCCAGGACAACAAGAAGUUCUACGGCCGCCUCUACGAGGACCUCAUGUCCUACUACGCGGACUGCGGCCGCAGCGACGCCGCCGAGAAGCUUUUCGCGGCGCGGCAUAAGGCGCCCUAGCCCGCGGCGCGCGGGGACCGCCGGGGUGCAGCACCAGCCUCCGAUUGGACCGCGGAUUAGAACCAGCCGCGGAACCACUCGGGGUGCACCGUGUCCAGCGCGCCGACGAGGAAGGGGCCGAGGAUGAAGAGGAGCUUGCCCCACUUGCCGGCCGCGGACUCGGACUCGUCGUCGCCCUCCGCCGCGAGGAGCGCCGGUCGCCUCCGGACGGCGGCGGCGCCGACGCGCGGCGGCGAGGUGGAGCCUCGGCUGCGCGCCGCGGAGCGCGGCGCGCGCACCACGGGCGGCGCGAGAGCAGCUGCGGCGGCGACGAGUGCGAGGAGUGGUGCGACGCGCAUGACAGCGGUUUUGCAGCGAUGCAAACGGCGCGUCUACGACCUCGAGCGCCGCGCCGGUGCGUCGGGCCCAAACUCUGGGAGAGCGCCGCAGCGAUGCGAACGGCGCGUCUACGACCUCGAGC
Messenger RNA from Aureococcus anophagefferens, 2374 nucleotides. RefSeq lists its product as hypothetical. The transcript has 3 exons. The record is from RefSeq and is a predicted model, not a curated record. Bases 1 to 1914 code for a protein of 637 amino acids. Lineage: Eukaryota; Pelagophyceae; Pelagomonadales; Pelagomonadaceae.